Messenger RNA from Micromonas commoda, 1584 nucleotides. RefSeq lists its product with no specific name. Gene Ontology annotation, biological process: triglyceride metabolic process; glycerol-3-phosphate biosynthetic process; glycerol metabolic process. Bases 1 to 1584 code for a protein of 527 amino acids. Gene Ontology annotation, cellular component: mitochondrion. The record is from RefSeq and is a predicted model, not a curated record. Lineage: Eukaryota; Viridiplantae; Chlorophyta; Mamiellophyceae; Mamiellales; Mamiellaceae. Gene Ontology annotation, molecular function: glycerol kinase activity. The transcript has a single exon.
AUGGCCCCUAAGCUCGUCGGCGCGAUCGACCAGGGCACCACGUCCACGCGGUUCAUCCUCUACCGCGUCGUCGGCGAUGGCGUCCUCCAGCCUCUGGCAUCGCACCAGAUGGAGCACAAGCAGAUCUACCCCAAGCCCGGCUGGUGCGAGCACGAUCCGGAGGAGAUCUACGCCAACACCCUGACGUGCAUCGCGAGCGCCCUCGAGGCGGUGCCGGGGGGCGCGACCGCGUCCGACGUGGCGUGCGUGGGCAUCACCAACCAGCGCGAGACCACCGUGGCGUGGUCUAAGCGCACGGGAAAGCCGCUGCACAACGCGGUGGUGUGGCUGGACAUGCGAACCUCUGACCUGUGCGAGUCCCUCACGAGCGAGGUCAUGGGCGGCGACAAGGAUGCGUUUCGCGAAGUCUGCGGACUCCCCAUCAGCACCUACUUCUCCGGGGUGAAGAUGCGCUGGCUCCUCGAUAAUUGCGACGCCGUCAAGGCCGCCGCGGCGGAGAACGACCUCGCCUUCGGGACCAUCGACAGCUGGCUGCUGCACAGGCUCACGGGUUCGGCCGGGACGCACGUCACCGACGCCACCAACGCGUCGCGGACCAUGCUCAUGGACCUCCGCACCCAGACUUGGCACGAGCCCACGGCGGUGAAACUGGGCGUGCCGAUGCACUCCCUGCCACGCAUCGUGUCGUGCGCGGAGGAGUACGGAGUCAUCACCGAGGGCGCCCUGAAGGGGGUCAAGCUCACGGGGUGCCUCGGCGAUCAGCACGCGGCGACGCUGGGCCAGAGAUGCGACGCGGGGCGCGCCAAGAACACGUACGGCACGGGUUGCUUCAUGCUCCUCAACACCGGCGGAAACGUCGUGGAAUCCAAACACGGGCUGCUGACCACGAUGGCGUGGCGGCUGGGUAAGGACGCGACGCCGGCGUACGCGCUGGAGGGCAGCGUCGCCAUCGCCGGCGCCGGGGUCCAGUGGCUGAGGGAUAACCUCGGGUUGAUACGAUCCGCGGCGGACGUCGAGCCGCUCGCCGCCUCCGUCCCCGACGCGGGUGGCGUGUACUUCGUGCCCGCGUUCUCCGGCCUGUUCGCGCCCAGGUGGAGACCCGACGCGCGGGGCGUGUGCGUGGGGCUGACGCAGUUCACCACGAAGGCGCACCUCGCGCGAGCGCUCCUCGAGGCGAUCUGCUUUCAGACGGUUGACGUCCUCGAGGCUAUGCGAAAGGACGCGAGCGACCUCGACAUGACCGCGCUUCACGUCGACGGGGGAGCCACCGCGAACGGGUUGAUGAUGCAGACCCAGGCGGAUCUGCUCGGGCUGAGGGUGUUCCGCCCGGCGAACGUGGAGACGACCGCGAUGGGCGCGGCGCUCGCGGCGGGUGUCGGCGCCGGGCUCUUUUCGGAGAGAGCCGUCUUUGAGGAUACACCCGCCGACGAGUCAAUCGCCGACGCGGAGUGGCUGAGGGACGAGAUGGCGAAUCGAGCGUACUUCGAACCCGCGAUCGGGGAGGACGAGAGGGCGAGGCGGUACGCGGGCUGGUGCGACGCGGUGGAGCGAAGCCUCAACCUGGCGCCGCAGCAGGGCAAGUGA